Molecule: messenger RNA, 1074 nt
Organism: Alternaria postmessia
Lineage: Eukaryota; Fungi; Ascomycota; Dothideomycetes; Pleosporales; Pleosporaceae
Exons: 3
Coding region: 1-1074 (357 amino acids)
Molecular function (GO): oxidoreductase activity, acting on single donors with incorporation of molecular oxygen, incorporation of two atoms of oxygen; iron ion binding
Source: RefSeq, a predicted model, not a curated record
AUGGUUCAGCUCACACAGGCUUUUACCGCCGUCCUUUUGGCUACGGGUGUUGUCGCGCAUCCUGGCGGCAACACCAACAGGGAGAUCUUGAGGCGACAGGCUCAUUUAGAUCACCCGAAUCGUCGGAGUGUUCAAGCAUGUAAGCGGGAUCUCGUCGAGACUGGAUGGGUUCGUGAGCAGCACCAAAGACGUGAGGCCAGGCUUCACGAGCUUCGGGUCGCAGCUGGUUUCGCAAAGGAAAAUGAACUCGUCCGCCGCGACGUUGCUGAAGUUGAAGAAAGCUAUGGUGCUGAGGCAGCAUGCACGCUCGACCCCGAGGCUACUGAAGGCCCUUACUGGGUUACCGGUGAGCUUGUCCGCCAGGACAUCUUGACUGGAGAGAAGGGUGCUAUCACUCAUUUGGAUAUUAACAUCAUCGACACCUCGUCUUGCAAGCCUGUCACCGAUGCUUACGUCGAGAUGUGGGGAAGCAAUGCCACUGGUGUUUACACCGGUGUUCAGGCAAAGGGUAAUGGCGAUGGUUCUGCUACUGCUAUCGCAACCAAUGCUCUUCGGGGUGUGCAGCCCACUGGUGCUAACGGCACCGCCACCUUCAUCACCUUGAUCCCAGGGCACUAUGUUGGCCGCACAAAUCAUCUCCACACCAUCAUCCACCAUGGUGCUAAGCUCCUUGCGAACAACACCAUUCAGGGCGGUACCAUCUCGCACGUUGGCCAAUUCUAUAUCGAGCAGAACUUCAUGGGUCAAGUCGAGAAGACGUCUCCCUACAACACCAACAAGCAAGCCAUUACUACCAACGCAGCAGACCCGCUUUUCAACAUGGCUAAGCAAGGCGGCGAUGACCCAGUGAUGAAGAUUUCGCUCAUUGGCAAGACCAUCGAGGACGGCCUAUAUGCUACUAUCGAUGUCGGCGUCAACCCCAAGGCGAAGCAGAACCCUCAGCCGGUCAACAUGUGGACCGCGAACGGUGGCGUACCAGUCAAGGGGAGCCCAUGGGCGGGAUACCCCGACACUUGCUUGUACUGUGGAUUCAGGCCCCCAAAGGAGAAGAAGGACGUCCUCUCCGAGGAGUAA